GAACCACACGGCAGUGAGCUCCAAAGUCAUCGCCGUCACAGUGAGACCAGAGCCCAGGAUAACAGAGUCACACCUGGAGAUCGAGCUGGCUCACCUGGCCAACGGAACCCUGAGUCCUUACUGUGCACUGUGGGAUAACAGCGUCAUGAACGAUUCUUGGGGAACCUGGUCGAGUAAAGGAUGUAAAACUGUACUAACCGAUGCAUCCCAUACAAAAUGCUUAUGUGAUCGUGUAUCUACCUUCGCCAUUUUGGCACAGCAACCAAGAGAAAUAACCAUGGAGUACUCAGCGGUGCCCUCUGUGACUUUGAUCAUUGGCUGUGGUCUAUCCUGUCUCGCCUUGAUCCUGUUGCUAGUGGUCUAUGCUAUUCUAUGGAGUACUUCCCGUUAUUCCAGAUAUAUCCGGUCUGAGCGGUCCAUCAUCCUAAUCAACUUCUGCCUGUCAAUCAUCUCCUCCAACCUCCUCAUCCUGGUUGGACAGACACAGACACACAAUGCGUGGACAGACUACAUCUGA
Salvelinus namaycush (lake trout) is the source of this 517-nucleotide messenger RNA. RefSeq names its product adhesion G protein-coupled receptor B3-like. The record is from RefSeq and is a predicted model, not a curated record. The annotation marks the transcript as partial. Gene Ontology annotation, biological process: neuron remodeling; adenylate cyclase-activating G protein-coupled receptor signaling pathway. The transcript is spliced from 6 exons. Gene Ontology annotation, molecular function: G protein-coupled receptor activity. Gene Ontology annotation, cellular component: postsynapse; membrane; synaptic cleft. NCBI's taxonomy places the organism in Eukaryota, Metazoa, Chordata, Actinopteri, Salmoniformes, Salmonidae.